This is a messenger RNA of Apis mellifera (honey bee), 989 nucleotides long. RefSeq names its product UPF0565 protein C2orf69 homolog. Gene Ontology annotation, cellular component: mitochondrion. The transcript has 5 exons. The record is from RefSeq and is a predicted model, not a curated record. Lineage: Eukaryota; Metazoa; Arthropoda; Insecta; Hymenoptera; Apidae. The coding region runs from base 78 to 932 and encodes 284 amino acids.
UAUAAAUGUGAUGAACAUAAUAAUAAAAUUUAUUAUAUUCAUUUUUAUUAUAACCUUAUAAAAAAUAUUAAAAAAUUAUGACAUCUAAUAAAAUUUGGAUUUGGAAGAAGGUUCCUGGUAUUAUCGAUCGUUAUAAUGAUAUAAUUUAUUCACAUCCGUUAUUAUCACCAAGUCAAGAUGUUCUUUUAUAUUUUGGAGGUGACAUUCAGGAUAUUCAAGAAAAUAUGGAACAUACAGCUAGCAAAAAAUAUAUAGAAUGGAAUUUACAAAAUACUGCUAAAAUACUUAAUAUAAACUUUCCUAAAAAACAUGUGCUAUUAAUUCGACCAUCUAGAAUAUAUGGAACAAUAAGCUCUUUUAAUAAUUUUGUAUUAUCAAAUGAAUAUGGUGUGCCAUCAUUUCUUCCAAUAUAUAAUGCUUUAGAACAUUUACAAGAAUUAAUUAAAUCUUCUUUAAAUCAUAUUAAAAUGUGUGAUGCAAACAAGGAAUUUACUCAUUUUAAUAUUGAAAAAUUAAAUAUAACAUUAAUGGGCUUUAGUAAAGGCUGUGUUGUUUUAAAUCAAUUAUUACAUGAAUUUCACUAUUACCAAAAUAAAUCAGAACCUGAUAUGAAUAUUAAUAAUUUCAUAAAUCUUAUUAAAAGUAUGUGGUGGUUAGAUGGUGGACAUGCAGGUUCUAAGGAUACAUGGAUUGUAGAUAAGUCUAUAUUAGAAUCUCUUACAAAAUUAAGAAUAGACAUUCAUGUUCAUGUUACACCAUAUCAAAUUAAUGAUUCUCAUCGUCCAUGGAUUGCUAGAGAAGAAAGUCUUUUUUGUAAUAUUUUACAAAGUAUGAAAAUUCCUGUAAAACGGAUUUUACAUUUUGCAGAUAAAAAAAGAAGUUUACAAUAUCAUUUUAAUAUUCUUAAAGCUAUUGGAAGUUAUGCACAAUAAUUUGAUAUGUAUCUUAUUUAUAAUUUUUGAUAAAAAUAUCUUAUUUAAUAAUUAAUU